UUAUUGAAACAUAAUGGACACACUAUAACCUGCCUGUAUUUAGAGUACACAACUUGAUUUUUUGGGUUUUGUCCCGCCCUGAUUUGUUCUGAUGCACAGACACAGUCAAAUGAUGAACAGAGCAGCCAACAUCCCAAGCGCUCAGGCCCUCCCUGCCCCGAGGCCUCCCUCCCCCAUCAACUGCCAACUGCCGUCUACUACUUAAUUCUUGAGUGUCCACCCUCUUGCCAGCUACCAGCAAUAACAGUGCGAUCCUUGAUUCAGCCCCAUCUCUGACAUCCUGAAAACGCUGUUCUUAGAUGUCAUGAGGAUGUGGCCUGCUCUCCUGUGGCCGUAUGGGGCUCUGGGCUUGGGAGCUGUCUCUGUGGCUUCCAGCCAACAACUCCUGCCUCUAACUCUGCCACAUCAACUGCCACCCUGUGACAUUUCCAUUUGUCACUGCGGAUCACUGGUCCUCAACUGGGAGUGAUGCGUAAACAUUUGAGGCCUUUGCCUUGUUAUCAUGGGAGUGGGGGUGCUACUGGCAUCAUCUAGAGUUUAGGGGCCAGAGAGGUGACUGAGUGUCCCAAGAUGUCAACUGUGGCAAGGUUGGGAAACUGUUCUGGAAGAAGCUGGAAAACUCCUCAAGAAAUUGCAGUGGUGACUGUCUUCUCUGUACGGGGCAGAGAAACAGCAGCAGGCUUGUUGGAGCUGCAGGUCAUGGAGCUUACUGGUUCAGGAAGAUUCAGGGAGGCUCAGGUGGCUCCAUCCAACUCUACCAGAGGCAGGCUCAGCUUCCUGGGGACAAGCCCUUAGGAAUGUCGCAUUGGGCAGGUGCUCCUGAAUGGCAGGUAAGACUCCACCUGAAGCAUUUAUUAGGUGUCUGAUUGUGAUGGCACUGGCUGUCUGCUGCUGCCAAGGUGGAAGACAUGAGUUGGUGAAAGGAAGCCAUUCAACCUAGAAGUGACAGCCAGGGCCGGGGUGGGAGUACUAUGGUCAGUGCACACCUGCCCAAUACAUAGCAAAAUGAGAAGGGCUGGCCAUGUCGGGAUCGGGUCCCAACACAACCCAAUAUGUCACCAACAAAUCACUUCUAGCAGCUAGCUCCUCCCCCCACCCACAGACACAGCUUGCCUGUCAUAUAAAGGAAGUUUUCCCAAAGUGGUUCAGCCAGAACUGAAAGGGCCCUGCCCUGUGCUGGGCUGCAGCGUGACCUGACUGGGGGAGGAAGGGUAGCCUCAGUCAGCGUGGACCCCAGGGUCCUGGGGCUCACGGGUGAAGUGUGGGUGUGCUCUGUGCACCCCUGCAGGUCGGGAAGGCUUUGCUGUUGCCUUGUGGGACUUUUUGUAGAUGUUCCUGGAAAUGCAGGCGUGGAUGCUGCGUACACUUUGAUUAAAACCAGGUGCGGGAACUGCUGCUGAAGGCUUUGUUCAAGGUACCGAAGUGGGGAAGAGGCUGGAGAGAGCCGGCAGCCCUCAUCCUACCCUCUAGCCCUGCCCAUCUCAGCCCCAUGCCCCCACCAGUCAGUCCCGGGCCACAGGCAGUAAACAGCAGGCACGAGGGAGCCGAGGCCCUGUGACCAGGUCCAGGAGGCAGGAGCUCCACAGUCGGCCACCUGCCCCCCAUGGAGCUGAGGCCCUGGUUGCUAUGGGUGGUAGCAGCAGCAGGAGCCUUGGUCCUGCUGGCCGCUGAUGCCCGUGGCCAGAAGAUCUUCACCAACACGUGGGCUGUGCACAUCCCUGGAGGCCUGGCCGUGGCUGAUAGUGUGGCACGAAAGCAUGGGUUCCACAACCUGGGCCAGAUCUUCGAUGACUAUUACCACUUCUGGCAUCGAGCAGUGACAAAGCGGUCCCUGUCACCUCACCGCUCUCGGCAUAACCGUCUGCAGAGGGAGCCACAAGUUCGGUGGCUGGAGCAGCAGGUGGCGAAGCGACGGACCAAACGGGACGUGUACCAGGAACCCACAGACCCUAAGUUUCCCCAGCAGUGGUACCUGUCUGGCAUCACCCAGCGGGACCUGAAUGUGAAGGAGGCCUGGGCGCAGGGCUAUACGGGGCGUGGCAUUGUGGUCUCCAUCCUGGAUGAUGGCAUCGAGAAGAACCACCCAGACUUGGCAGGCAACUAUGAUCCUGGGGCCAGUUUUGAUGUCAAUGACCAAGAUCCUGACCCCCAGCCUCGGUACACGCAGAUGAAUGACAAUAGGCAUGGCACACGGUGCGCUGGUGAAGUGGCUGCUGUGGCCAACAAUGGUGUCUGUGGUGUGGGUGUGGCCUACAACGCCCGCAUUGGAGGGGUACGCAUGUUGGAUGGUGAGGUGACAGAUGCAGUAGAGGCACGCUCGCUGGGCCUGAACCCCAACCACAUCCAUAUCUACAGUGCCAGCUGGGGCCCUGAGGAUGACGGCAAGACCGUGGACGGGCCGGCCCGCUUGGCCGAGGAGGCCUUCUUCCGGGGGGUGAGCCAGGGCCGCGGGGGGCUGGGCUCCAUCUUUGUCUGGGCCUCAGGGAACGGGGGCCGGGAACAUGACAGCUGCAACUGUGACGGCUACACCAACAGCAUCUACACGCUGUCCAUCAGCAGUGCCACACAGUUCGGCAACGUGCCCUGGUACAGCGAGGCCUGCUCAUCCACGCUGGCCACCACCUACAGCAGUGGCAACCAGAAUGAGAAGCAGAUCGUCACCACUGACUUGAGGCAGAAGUGCACGGAGUCUCACACAGGCACCUCAGCUUCUGCCCCCUUGGCAGCUGGCAUCAUUGCUCUCACUCUGGAGGCCAAUAAGAACCUCACCUGGCGGGACAUGCAGCACCUGGUGGUCCGCACCUCAAAGCCAGCGCAUCUCAAUGCCAAUGACUGGGCCACCAAUGGUGUAGGCCGCAAAGUGAGCCAUUCCUAUGGUUAUGGGCUCUUGGAUGCAGGCGCCAUGGUGGCCCUGGCCCAGAACUGGACCACAGUGGCCCCCCAGCGGAAGUGCGUUAUUGACAUCCUCACGGAGCCCAGAGACAUUGGCAAGCGGCUGGAGGUGCGCAAGACGGUGACUGCGUGCCUGGGUGAACCCACUCACAUCACCCGGCUGGAGCAUGCUCAGGCGCGGCUCACCCUGUCCUACAACCGCCGCGGUGACCUGGCCAUCCACCUGGUCAGCCCCAUGGGCACCCGCUCCACCCUUCUGGCUGCCAGGCCACACGACUAUUCUGCAGAUGGGUUUAAUGACUGGGCCUUCAUGACGACCCAUUCUUGGGAUGAGGACCCAUCUGGCGAGUGGGUCCUGGAGGUUGAAAACACCAGUGAGGCCAACAACUAUGGAACACUGACCAAGUUCACUCUCAUACUAUACGGCACAGCCCCUGAGGGCCUCCCUACAUCUCCUGAGAGCAGCGGCUGCAAGACCCUCACGUCCAGCCAGGCCUGCGUAGUGUGUGAAGAAGGGUUCUCCUUGCACCAGAAAACCUGUGUCCAGCACUGUCCACCAGGCUUCACACCUGAAGUCCUUGACACCCACUACAGCACCGAGAAUGACGUUGAGACCAUCCGGGCCAGUGUCUGUGCUCCCUGCCACCCAUCCUGUGCCACGUGCCAGGGCCCAGCCCCCACAGACUGCCUCAGCUGCCCCAGCCAUGCCUCCCUGGAUCCUGUGGAGCAGACGUGCUCCCGGCAGAGCCAGAGCAGCAGAGAGUCCCCGCCAGAACAGCCACCGCAGCUCCCGAGUCUUACCCAAGAGAUGGAGGCUGAGCCGAGGCCUGUAGCUGGCCUGCUACCCUCACAUCUGCCUGAGGUGAUAGCCGGCCUCAGCUGCGCCUUCAUCGUGCUGGUCUUUGUCACCGUCUUCCUGGUCCUGCAGUUGCGCUCGGGCUUCAGUUUCCGGGGGGUGAAGGUGUACACGAUGGACCGUGGCCUCAUCUCCUACAAGGGACUGCCCCCCGAGGCCUGGCAGGAGGAGUGCCCGUCUGACUCAGAGGAGGAUGAGGGCCGGGGCGAGAGGACCGCCUUUAUCAAAGACCAGAGCGCCCUUUGAUGAGCCCACCGCCAGCCCCCUCCAGCCCUCUCCAGCCCAUCCUCUCCUUGGGCACUUUUUAAUUCACCAAAGUAUUUUUUUAUCUUGGGACUGGGCUUGGACCCAGUUAGAGGGGCAGAGGGGCAGAGACUGCUUCCCACCCACCUUUGGGCCCACCUGGCUGCUGAGCUGGGCCCAGGUCAGCUGGAGAGCAGGGGAGGGUCUCUCCUUCCCUUCCCCCUCAUGGGAGGACGGAGCCACACCUGAGGGGUAGCUGGCAGGGGCAGCUAGCUGAGGCUGAGCUGAGGCCGGGGCCUGCAGAGGUCCUGUGGAGGGAAGGGCAGCCCUUCUGUGAAUUCCACGCCUGGUGCAGCUCCUGCACCUCCUGUCCCUCUAAAGCAAUAAUGGUCCCCAUCCAGGUGGCAGGGAAGCUGGCCUCGGAGGGAUUUACAGGAGGUGGCCACUUCUCCAAGGGCUUUUGCAUCCCUGACACUGUCCCACACCUCUGGUGACCUUCAGCAGAAAUAGUGAUCACAGGAAGGGACCAAGUGAGGCAGGUUCUUCCAGAUGUGUACCGGUGGCGGUGUCCCAUCACUCUGCCCUCCUCUGUGCCCCAGCCUCCACUGGGCCAGGCCACGCUGGGCAGGCCUGAAAUGGUAGCCUGCCUACCCUGUACUCUCCAGCACCCUUCCCUCCUCCAGGGCCCAAGCCCCUGUUUUCUGAGCCCCGGGCCACCUGGGCUGUUGGCACUCACAGUCCCGGAGCCCCUGGGUGGGUGGUGGGGAGGGACGGUGGCCAGCCCGGCCCCUCCCGCCUCUCACCCAAUGCUGCUUUCCCCUGUGGGGAUCUCAGGAGCUGUUUGAGGAUAUAUUUUCACUUUGUGAUGAUUUCACUUUAGAUGCUGAUGAUUUUUUUUUUUUUUGUAUUUGUAAUGGGGGUAGCAGCUGGACCACUCACCUUCACCCCCACUGCCCACUCUGCUCUCCCCAGCUGCCCAGCCCUGAGGCGGAGGGGGCUGCAGUGUGCUGCUGAGGCCCAAGUGCUGAGGGCCAGGCCAAUGGGGUGGGCUCCAGGAAAGGGGGUCACGGCAGGAGGGGCAGGCGGACAUCUGUUUAAAACAGGGCUUGUGGGUCACCAGUUUUCCAAGUCCAGGGGUGGCACCAAGCUCCCUCAAACACUGUGCCCUGACAGAGCACUGACCUGCCAUGCCCCCCCAAACCCCUCUUCUGACGUGCCUUUUGCACCCCUCCCAUAGGACAAUCAGCCCCCUUCCCCCCAGGAACCCCUUUUUAUUUUUCUCCCCAGUCCUUUGGGGUCCCCGGCCACCUGCCCAGGGGUGCCCCCUCUUCCAUACCCUCUGUGGCCAUCCCAGCUGUUUUUGUAAGAUUCUGGGUUGGUGCACAGUGGUUUUUUUCCUUGUAAUUUAAAAAGGCCCAGCAUUGUUGGUUCUAUUUAAUGGACACGAGAUAAUGUUAGAGGUUUUAAAGUGAUUAAACGUGCAGACUAUGCAAACCA
Molecule: messenger RNA, 5488 nt
Organism: Cavia porcellus (domestic guinea pig)
Lineage: Eukaryota; Metazoa; Chordata; Mammalia; Rodentia; Caviidae
Gene: Furin
Product: furin, paired basic amino acid cleaving enzyme
Exons: 17
Coding region: 1604-3994 (796 amino acids)
Biological process (GO): peptide hormone processing
Cellular component (GO): Golgi membrane; trans-Golgi network
Molecular function (GO): serine-type endopeptidase activity
Source: RefSeq, a predicted model, not a curated record